This is a messenger RNA of Labrus bergylta (ballan wrasse), 2213 nucleotides long. It is a transcript of the gene lpar6a, whose product is annotated as lysophosphatidic acid receptor 6a. Gene Ontology annotation, cellular component: plasma membrane. Gene Ontology annotation, biological process: phospholipase C-activating G protein-coupled receptor signaling pathway; positive regulation of Rho protein signal transduction. The record is from RefSeq and is a predicted model, not a curated record. Gene Ontology annotation, molecular function: lysophosphatidic acid receptor activity. Lineage: Eukaryota; Metazoa; Chordata; Actinopteri; Labriformes; Labridae.
UGUGGUACCGGCACAAAGGAGAUCCAGAGCUGUCUGAGCGUGAUGUGUGCUGAGUCAAAGCUCUUGAGGCUGUCAGAGGGAGAGACAAACUGAGGAAACAGAGAGAGAGAAGUAGGAACUGAGUGACUCAGUCAUUGAGUAAAAGAAAGGGAUAGAGAAAGAGAGAGAGAGAGAGGAUACAGACCCUGUGGACAAACACACACAUUGUUACACACGGACAGAGAGAGCACGAGCUCCACUCCAGCUUCAGUUGUGCUCCUGAGAAGAAGUCUGGUGGUUUGUGCGCAGGACCUUAUUGAAAGGUGGAAAGCUAAUGACAACUUUCCUGCUUUGGGACUGAAAAGGACAAAAACACAGGACUGAGUUUUGACAAAGAGAAGGGAUUUUGCCAUGAGGACAUCUCUCUAACGGAUAUGAGUGUGGAUAUUUCGUCUUAACUUGUGUGGAGUAAGCGGCUUGCGGUGGUGGAGGACUUCUUCUGUGAAAAGAGACACAUAUAAGUGACUGGCUUAUCUGAAAUGAACAACAACACCCCCCUGACUGACGCAGCAAACAACUCCAGCUGCGUCAAGAACGAUGGGUUCAAGUACCCGCUGUACAGUACUGUGUUCAGUAUUGUGUUUGUGGUGGGACUCAUCACCAAUGUUGUGGCCAUCUACAUAUUCACCUGCUCUCUGAAGCUGAGGAAUGAAACCACCACCUACAUGAUGAACCUGGUGGUGUCUGACCUGCUGUUUGUCUUCACCCUGCCUCUGAGGGUCUUCUACUUCAUCAACCAGAGCUGGCCUUUCGGGAGCGUGCUCUGCAAGUUCUCCGUCUCGCUCUUCUACACCAACAUGUACGGCAGCAUUCUCUUCCUCACCUGCAUCAGCGUGGAUCGUUUUUUAGCCAUUGUGCACCCUUUCCGCUCGAGGGCGAUCAGGACCAAGAGAAACGCGAGGAUAGUGUGUAUUGCUGUCUGGGUGCUGGUGCUCUCGGGGAGUCUGCCCACAGGGUUCAUGUUAGAGACCACUUCACGUAGCAACAAUGACUCCAAUUCCACUUUCUGCUUCGAGAACUUCUCCUCCAAGCAGUGGAAAUCUCACCUAUCCAAGGUGGUGAUCUUCAUAGAGACAGUGGGCUUCAUCAUCCCUCUUCUACUCAAUGUUUGUUGCUCCAUCAUGGUGCUUCAGACCCUGCGUAGCCCCCAGACCAUCAGUCGAGGGGGGAAGCUGAACAAGACAAAGAUUUUGCGAAUGAUAAUUGUGCACCUCUGUAUUUUUUGUUUUUGCUUCAUCCCCUACAAUGUAAACUUGAUUUUCUACUCUCUGGUCCGCACCAAAACUUUAAAAGGAUGCUUUGCGGAGUCAGUGGUCCGAACCAUCUACCCAAUAGCCCUCUGCAUUGCCGUAUCCAACUGCUGCUUUGAUCCCAUUAUUUACUACUUCACCUCAGAGACCAUCCAGAACUCCAUCAAGAGGAAGUCUCAGGUCAGCCGUUUGUAUGACGUCAAGUUCUCCGAGGCCCUGCAGUCAGAAACCAGCUCCAACCUGCACUGCAGCCUGAAGAAUAUCAAAGCUAAAGUCUUCCACAAUGAGUCCUCAGUGUGACACUCAACAUCAAAGAUAUUGAAAUCCUUCCAUAGAAAAACAAACCUCCUUGAGACAAUGGGAAUGGAUUUUCUUGGAGUGCUUUCUGAAGCACCUGCCAAAGAAGUAUUAUCUUCAUCUCAGGGCGAAUGUUUGGGCCUGCCGAUGACAGCCUGGGCUCUGCAGUAUUAAUGCUACAUGACCCUUUGUUCACAUCUGUGGAUCUGUUUUAUCUACUUAGUAAUUUCCCUUUCCUGUGGAAUAUACUGUAAUUGUGUUAAGCACAAUUACUCUGUCAGUGACCUGGAAGGGAAUGUUAUCACUGAACAGCAGGACAUCUGUCAUAUAUUGAAUGCAACAUGUGCCUGUGUAUCUGUACAUUUCCAUGGUAAGUUGUGGUGCUAACUUUAGAAUAUUAUCUAUUAAAUUAACAUAAAGUUAUAUCAAGCUUUUCACUGUACAGGGCUCUGUUUUUUUUUUUUUUUUUUUUUUGACUCACAAAUAGGUCACAAAAGUGCCUUCUUUGUUGCUGUGGCAUUUCUUUAGACUCAUUGUCUUCAUUGACCUUUGAAUGCACUGACAGACUUUAACUUACUGCACUCGUGAUACAGUAAUGAAUAAAAGUCAUGUACUGUCUAAAACAAA